Messenger RNA from Tripterygium wilfordii, 5115 nucleotides. RefSeq lists its product as uncharacterized. Bases 367 to 4650 code for a protein of 1427 amino acids. The record is from RefSeq and is a predicted model, not a curated record. The transcript has 11 exons. Lineage: Eukaryota; Viridiplantae; Streptophyta; Magnoliopsida; Celastrales; Celastraceae.
GUCGCAUUCUCUGCCUCUCUUCUCUCUCUACUGUAUCUUUUAGACAGGGAGAGAGUGUAGAGAGAGAAAGCAAAAAACAGCCAAAGAACCCAAACAAAAAGUGGAGAUGUACAUUUGACGAAUGGAGUAGAGCAAAAACCAUCUCGCAUUUGUAGUGGUUACUUCCAAAAAAAGAAAGAAAACUUAGAUCCCAGAGGAUAUUAUAAGGGAAGCGAAGUGAAAGCCCGAAAUGGUGGUUACUCAUUUUAAACCUGGAUCGAAUUGAACAGUCCAAGAUCUUGCAGAUUGAGUCUGUCGGGCAAAGUGCUUCUGCGUAUAUGAAGAAGUUGGGGAAGAAAGAAAUAGUAUUGACAUAAUUGAAGGACAAUGAAAUCCGACACGCCUCUUGAUUAUGCCGAGUUCCAACUAUCCCCAAAGCGUGCACGAUGUGAAUUAUUUGUUUCAAGCCAUGGAAACACAGAGAAGCUUGCUUCGGGAUUGAUAAAGCCGUUUGUGACUCACUUAGAGGUUGCAGAAGAUCAGGUUGUGCACUCGCUUCAAUCAAUCAGGCUUGAAGUUGAAAGACUUAAAAAUGCGGAGACUUGGUUUACGAAAGGAACACUUGAGAGAUUUGUGCGGUUUGUUAGUACCCCAGAAGUUCUGGAAAUGGUCAAUAAAUUUGAUGCAGAGAUGUCUCAGUUGGAAGCAGCCCGGAAAAUAUACUCUCAGGGGACUGAUGAUCAGACUUUUGGCACUUUAGGUGGGGAUGUAUCAAGAACCAUGGCAGAAGCUGAUGCAACGAAGAAGGAGCUUUUGAGGGCUAUUGAUGUACGCCUUGCUUCAGUCGGGCAAGACUUAACUGCUGCUUGCGCUCGAGCAGCAGCUGCGGGUUUCAAACCUGGUGCAGUCUUAGAUCUCAAACUCUUCGCAGACGAGUUUGGCGCCCAUCGCUUAAAUGAAGCCUGCACCAAAUUUAUGUCACUGUGCCAAAGAAGACCAGAAUUGGUUGGGCCAUGGAAGCCAGGUGUUGACGAUCAAGUGGUUCGAGCAUCCUGGGGAUCUGACAUGUCAAUUGAUGAGCCCACAGAAGACCUAAACGUGUCCUACCAUCCCAGGACCCAGCAAUCCCCACCUCAAAAUAGACAUCAACGACAAAUAAGCCAAGACCAAGAGCAACAACCAAAUUCAACAGAAACCCAGCACCACCAAGACCAAUCAAAACCCAUCAUUUGUCAACCACAAUCAUCUUCUACCCAACAACAACGUACCCAGAGCGAGAAAAGCCGUAGAGAGAAAAAAGAAGAGCCUGCAACCGAUUCCCUACCUAGUCAGUCGAGUCAACCAGCGAGGCGACUCAGUGUCCAAGAUAGGAUCAGCCUGUUUGAGAACAAGCAGAAGGAGAGCUCAGGCUCUGGUGGAAAGCCCCUCAGCGUGGGGAAAUCUACAGAGCUAAGGAGGCUCUCUUCUGAUGUGUCAUCCUCAUUUGGAGGUGUUGAGAAGGCUGUGUUGAGGCGAUGGAGUGCUGCUAGUGACAUGAGCAUUGAUUUGGGCAAUGACAAGAAGGAGAAUAGCAGUAAUACUGAUAGCCUCAUGUGCAUGACAGCCUCUUCUGUUCCCCAAACACAAAGUACAAGUGUGAUUUCAAGUUUGAAUGAUGAUAAAAAGGACCAAAGGGAGUUGAAUAAUUCUGCUGGUUCGGUUAAAAGUGGUUAUGGGUUAAAGGAUCAAGGAGACUUGCUGAUGCAAAUUGGUGGGGUUUUAGGGAACAAGGAGGAUGUUGGGUUGGAGGAUAAAGCAAAUUGGAAAGACCAAGUGGGGUCUCAGACCCAAUUCAGGGCAUUUAAAGGGAGGGCGGAGAAUGUUGGUGUGGUUGAUCAGGGGGUAAGGGAGGAGAAGCCAAAGGGUUCUUGGGGUAGGGAAGAGAGCAAUGGUGGUCUUAUGGAUCAGGUGGAAACUGAAGGGUUCGAUAACCAGGCUGGUUUCCAAUCCCAGAUUGGUAGUGUUCCUGGCAGGAUUGGAAAUGUGGCAUUUGAUGGUGAACCUACAAAUAGAUUGAAGGAUGCUGAGAAUAGGGCUCAGCCUGUAGGUCAAUCACAGUAUAGGGGAUUGCAAAGUCACAUCCGAUCUCGUUCAGGGCAUCUUGAAGGCGGUAUAGGAGUCAUAGAUAAAGAAUCUCAACACAAUGAGACAGAGAGGGAUCUGUUAACUUCUCAGCCACAAUGGAGAUCAUUUACUAGAGAAACCAAAGCAUUGAUUAAGAAAGACAUGGACAGCUUAGCUAGGGAAGCAGUGAUAACAGAAGAUUCUAGAGUUCAGAGGAUGAACUUCCAGAAACCAGUGUCAGUUGAGGCUGAACAUAGUAAGAAGUUGCAAGGCAAGCGGGAUGUGGAUUGCUUUGUCCGUGGAAACACGCCAGUGUCCGCUGGUGGAAAGUUUUCUGAGAAUAAAGAGUCCCAUGUGACAAUCUGCUCACCUUCAUUGGAGCAAGCGGAAAGGGUUAGGCAGCCUAAGGGAAAUCAGGAGCUUAAUGACGAGCUGAAAAUGAAGGCGAAUGAGCUUGAAAAGCUUUUUGCAGAGCACAAGCUUCGGGUUCCUGUAGAUAAUUCCACUGCUUCAAGAAGAAGCAAGCCUGCUGAUGCGCAGAUUGAACAUGCUGCUGGUGCCCACUACAGAAGAUCAGCAGAAGCAGCGAAGGUAUCUCCUGCACAUUUGUCUGAAAGGAAUGCGCUGAUUGAGCCAAUAACUAGUUCAAAUGGUAUGGAAAAAUUCAGUACUCCUCCUGCAAUAAAAAUGGUAGAAUACCAGGACUACAGUGAUACUUUGAGGCAGGAUUUCUCUGAGCUUAGUUUUUCAGAUGACUCUAGAGGAAAAUUCUAUGAAAAGUAUAUGCAGAAAAGAGAUGCAAAACUUAGGGACGAAUGGAGUUUUCAAAGGGCAAAGAAGGAGGCCAGGAUGAAGGCUAUGCAAGAUAGCCUUGAAAGAAGUAGGACUGAGAUGAAAACCAAAUUUUCUGGGUGUGCAGACAGACAAGAUUCAGAUUCUAAUGCUUUUCGACGUGCAGAGAAACUUAGAUCAUUCAAUAUCUGGUCAAGUAUGAGUAGGGAGCAGCCUCCAGUGGAUACGAAUCACAGUGGAGUCGAUGAAGAUCCUGCUGAAUAUUCAGACCAUAAAAUUGUUGGGCAGGCUAGAUCAUUCAGCAGGACAACUUUGGGGGAUGGUGCUUCCACAAACUCCCAAAAUAAGAAACAUCUCCCUGGUAGAACUCUGUCUAUAACCACCCCUCGGAUCACAGCAGCUCCAAUUCCACGGCCAUCAGGCAAAACCUCCAACUCCAAUUCGGCGAGGCGAAGAGCACAAGCAGAAAAUUCUCUUGCACAGUCAGUUCCCAACUUCUCUGAUUUCAGGAAAGAAAACACAAAGCCCUCACCUGGAAUUAGCAAAAUAACCACCCGCUCACAGCUGAGGACCUAUGCCCGCAGCAAGAGUACAUGUGAAGAGGUACCUCUUGUAAAGGAAGAGAAACCUCGUCGGUCCCAAUCCUUGAGAAAGAGCUCUGUAGGUCAGGUAGAGUUCAAAGAUUUGCCCUCCUUAAACCCUGAUGGUGUUGUUUUAUCACCUCUAAAGUUUGAUAAAGAGCAGACUGAGCUGAAUGUAUUUGAUAAACUUACAAGAAAUGUGGAGCCAAAGCCUUUCCUUAGGAAGAGUAAUGGUGUAGGUUCUGUUGCUGGUGCUAGUACUGCCAAGCAGAAGACUUCAGUCGAAUCUGAAACUUUAGAAGAUGAAGAUGAACUUGAUGAAUCACCCUUUGAAGUAGCUGAUUCAUUGGAUAUGGAGAAAGGGGAAGAAGAGGAGGAUGAAACAAUAGCAGGGGAGGAUUGUGCUGAUACAGAAAAUGGAAAACCAAGACUGAGUGAGGAUUCGGAGAGACUGGGUAUCUCUGAAUCAGAAAAUGAUGAUUCCAGAAGACCUCCUCCCCAUGUUGACCCUGCAUCUGUUGUUGAGUUGCCUGUCGCUGUGCCAUCACCAUUGCAUGCUGCAGGGUCUCUGCAUGAAUCACCAGCGGAAAGCCCUGCGUCAUGGAACUCACGCGCACAUCAUCCAUUUACAUAUCCACAUGAGACUUCAGAUUUUGAUGCUUCCGUGGACUCUCCAAUUGGCAGCCCUGCAUCAUGGAAUUCUCACUUGCUUACCCAGACGGAGGCAGAUGUAGCCCGAAUGAGGAAGAAAUGGGGAAGUGCCCAAAAACCUUUUCUUGUUGCUAAUUCAUCCCAUAAUCAAUCUCGCAAGGAUGUCACAAAAGGAUUUAAGCGACUAUUAAAGUUUGGGAGGAAAAAUCGUGGUACAGAGAGCUUGGUUGAUUGGAUAUCCGUUACAACUUCUGAAGGAGAUGAUGACAUGGAAGAUGGCCGAGAUCCUGCAAAUCGAUCAUCAGAGGAUUUAAGGAAGUCUAGAAUGGCAUUCUCCCAGGGUCAUCAGGCUGAUGAUGGAUUUAAUGAGAGCGACUUGUUCAAUGAACAUGUUCAAUCCUUAAAUAGCUCCUCCAUACCCAUCCCCCCAGCGAACUUCAAAUUGAGGGAGGGGCAUAUGUCAGGAAGCUCGAUUAAAGUGCCAAGAUCAUUUUUCUCGCUCUCAUCAUUCCGAAGCAAGGGAAGUGAGUCAAAGCCCAGGUGAUCAGUGAACUUAGGAAGCCCUGAGCAAGUACUUUGGAUCAUGAUGAAACAUAGGGUGUAAAGGGUAUUAUAUAUAUAGAUAUGCUCGAGGUAGGCAUGUGCAACCAUUUAUAUUACGUCUACAGUGGGACUAAAUAAAUCUUCAUGGAUGCAUAAGGUCUUGUGAUUUAGUCAUCAUUUGUAAGUCACAUGGAAAUGUGUUGUAUAUUGAAGAAAUAUCGUCCAUUGGCGUAAUCUCAUUGCGAUUUUGGUAGUUCAGGGAAUUCUUUUCUCCUUUUCUUUUGCUUUAAUCUUGUGUGAUGUAUAUUAGAACUUGAACUGUUAAUAUCAGCAGAAUUGUUGAAAGUUUAAAGAGGAGUGAUGUAGUUAUGCGGAUAGCAUUUGAGAGAUGGUUACUUAUUUUUCAUUUUCUGUUGUUGUUACUGAGGUAUUUUCUGAUACUACGCUGUAAUUGACUAUUGAACUA